CCGGUCCGGGCGCUCGCGAGCCGCCGCCGCUCUGCUGCUCCCCGCUCGCCCGUCGGGUCUCGGUCUUCUCCCUGGGAAAUCCUGCGAGAUGGAUUUUAAAAUCGAACAUUCUUGGGAUGCUUUUCCAGUGAAGCAUGAGCCGGCAUUUGUCAGGCUGAAUCCAGGUGAGGGAGGGGUGAUGGUGGAAGUCAGUGCCCCAUUUUUCAACGAUCCUCCAGCCCCACUUGGAGAACCAGGAAAGCCUUUCAAUGGACUGUGGGAUUACGAAGUCGUGGAAGUAUUUUUCUUGAAUGAUGUAACUGAACAGUAUUUAGAAGUUGAACUUUGUCCCCAUGGACAGCAUUUAGUGCUACUACUCUCURGAAGAAGAAAUGUGUGGAAACAAGAACUUACUUUAUCUUUCAAAGUGUCCAGAGGUGAGACAAAAUGGGAAGGCAGAGCUUAUCUUCCUUGGAGCUAUUUUCCACCAAAUGUGACAAAAUUUAACGCAUUUGCAAUUCAUGGAUCAAAGGAAAAAAGAAGUUACGAAGCCCUUUAUCCCGUACCUCAGCAUGAACUGCAGCAAGGACAGAAACCUGACUUCCAUCGUCUAGAAUAUUUCAAGCCUUUUACUUUUAACACACUGUUUGGAAAAGAAUGGAGACAACCAGAAUCAGACCUGUGGCUAAUAGAGAAACCUGACGUACAGGCGUACAAUCAAUAAUUAUAUCAGUCAUUGUUCCUCUAUACCUUUUAAGGUAAAUCAAUAAGUACAGUCUCUUUCAGACACCAUGGACGCUUUUCAACAAAAAAAUAUUUUCUUAGUGGUCACCAUAAAUGUAGUAUCUCUGUGGAAGAUUGUGUAUGAUUAACAAAAUAGAGAGUUUAUAGAUGAUUUUAUCUUUAGUUAAAAUGUUUCUCAGAGUCAUUCAGUCCAGUCAUUCUACCUUCUGCCCUAUAUCACUGUCACCCCAAAAUCCCUAUUCUGUCAAUCAAAAUCAUUAUUUAUCUCCCCAUUUCUUUAUAUUUUAGCCAGCCUAACACUAAGAAAUCUUAACUGCAAAUUUUUAAGCUCCAAGUAAUAUAGAGUAUUUUUUUUCUAUGAAUCUACUAUCCAUUCUUGAAGUUAGUAGAAAACAUUGUCCUGGUUCAGUUGAACAAGAAGUCUACAUCUGUUAAGAUGUCACUAAGAUACACGAGUUAUGUAAACAGCUGUUUUUUUCUGACUUGAGACUGUUUAUGACUGUUCAGAAAGAAAUGAAGUAGUCUUAUAUUCAGGCAGUGGACUCUACUUUCAUUUACA
This is a messenger RNA of Urocitellus parryii (Arctic ground squirrel), 1282 nucleotides long. RefSeq names its product chromosome 10 C4orf33 homolog (gene C10H4orf33). NCBI's taxonomy places the organism in Eukaryota, Metazoa, Chordata, Mammalia, Rodentia, Sciuridae. The record is from RefSeq and is a predicted model, not a curated record.